UCCCAUCUUUGCCCCUCACUCGCCAAAUUUUAUUCUCUCUCUAAAAAUCUAUUUUCUCUCUCUAGUUCAGUCUUCUAGCUUGAAUGGAGGUGACUUGAAAAAUUAAUUCAGCUGCAAUUUUUCUUCACAGAAAACCUCUCUCCUUUGUUGCUACGGCGCACUUGUUAAUUGAUCUUCAGAUAUUCGAACGAUUACACAAAAUCAAACUUGAUGUCUCCACCACUGUUGGGAAUCGAGGGGCAUAAUCAGGCCAAUGUUUCUCCGAUGGCUUCUUCGUCUUCGACCGACUGUGUCUCCCAAAACGUCUCUUGUCUGAAAGAACGCAAUUAUCUCGGAUUAUCCGAUUGUUCCUCCGUGGACAGCUCCACGGUAAUGUUAACUGUGCCUGCGGAUCCCAAGAGCAAUUUAAACCUCAAGGCCACUGAACUAAGGCUCGGUCUUCCUGGGUCCCACUCACCCGGACGAGAAUCUGAAUUUUCACCGCUGAUCGACGAGAAGCAGUUGUUUCCAUUGAUUCCUUCCAAGGAUGGAAUAUUCUCUUCCGGAAACAAACGAGGGUUUGCCGACACUGUCAACGCCUUUUCCAGCAGGCCAGCUGGCACUCACACGAAAACCGAAGUCGCAUCACAAGAGUGCAAUAACAACAAGAUAAAUGGUUCUAACAUAAGCAGUGCACCAUCUGCUAAGGCACAGGUUGUUGGUUGGCCACCAAUUAGAUCUUUCCGGAAGAAUACUCUCGCGACAACCUCAAAGAAAAACGAUGAUGUCAUUUUCGUUAAGGUUAGCAUGGACGGUGCUCCUUAUCUAAGGAAGGUGGAUUUGAGAACUUGUGCUACUUAUCAAGAACUUUCCUCUGCUCUCGAGAAAAUGUUCAGCUGUUUUACCAUAGGACAAUGUGGGCCCGAGGGAGCUCCGAGCAGGGAAGUGCUGAGCGAGAGUAAGUUGAGGGAUAUUCUUCAUGGAUCGGAAUAUGUGCUGACGUACGAGGAUAAAGAUGGUGACUGGAUGCUUGUUGGAGAUGUUCCGUGGGAGAUGUUCAUUUCUUCAUGCAAGAGACUCAAAAUUAUGAAAGGUUCUGAUGCAAUCGGAUUAGCUCCGAGGGCUUUGGAGAAAUCGAAGAACCGGAACUAGAAUUGAAUUACAAGGAAUGCUGCGUUCGUAAAAGGCUCGUUUUGGAGUCAGGGAUCAUGUUUUAGAUGUCUCUUCUGGUCUUCUUUAUAAUUAAUUAUAUAUGCUUUAUUUUGCAUGGAUUAUGUGUGUACAUCUUUAUCUUUUAUGUUUAAUUUAUUAUUACCCUUAUUAAUUAAUCUCCCAUUUUUAGUUGGCGCCAUAGUUUGUACCAAGUGUUUGUGAAGAUCAUACUUCCUAUGUUGGGACAAAGGCUACUUUUUAUUGAUGAAUGUGUGUGGUCUAAUACUUGUUAGAUAUGUUCUAUUAAUAUAUAUAUGAACUACUUUUUUGGA
Molecule: messenger RNA, 1463 nt
Organism: Erythranthe guttata (spotted monkey flower)
Lineage: Eukaryota; Viridiplantae; Streptophyta; Magnoliopsida; Lamiales; Phrymaceae
Gene: IAA9
Product: indole-3-acetic acid inducible 9
Biological process (GO): regulation of DNA-templated transcription
Cellular component (GO): nucleus
Source: RefSeq, a predicted model, not a curated record